ACCAGCACUUGGGAUAAUGGCACCCAGUGCGCUCUCCCUGGAAAUCCUAACGCCCAAAGAGAAGAACAGACUCAGGAAACCCAUUGUAGAAAAAUUGCGUCGUGAUCGGAUUAACAGCAGCAUCGAGCAGCUGAAACUGCUCCUGGAGAAGGAGUUCCAGAGACACCAGCCCAACUCCAAGCUGGAGAAAGCCGACAUCCUGGAGAUGACCGUCAGCUACCUGAAAUACAGCCGAGCUUUCGCAGCAUCUGCCAAAAGCCUGCAGCAGGAUUAUUGCGAAGGGUAUGCCUGGUGCCUCAAGGAAGCGCUGCAAUUCCUGUCUCUCCAUUCAGCAAACACAGAAACCCGGAUGAAGCUAAUCUGCCAUUUCCAGAGGUCACAAGCCGUGCCCAAGGACUCUGGUUCUUCUGCACCCGCUUCCACCCACCGGCCCCCGGCAAAACAAGCAGCACUGAAACCUUCCUCCAGCCUCUGGAGGCCCUGGUAGCCCAAGACUGCGCUUAUGUGUUCCCGGACAUUUCCUCGUAUUCCAGAGGAGACCGUGACUUGCUAUACAAGUCCCCCUGCUCCUCGCAGGAUUAGGGAAGAACGUUUUCCUUUUGCAGAGCAUUGCUAUGCUUGGAUGCCUGCUUCCCUUCUUCCAGAAGGACUGAAACCAUCCCACCACGUGGAGAGAAAGUUAUUCUAAAAGAAUGUGAGAUGUAACCCUCCUGCUCGGGGGACUGAGAGUUGUUCAGGGAGGAACGCCGACUGUUCUUAGCCUCGGUGAGGUUGCACGCGUACGUC
This is a messenger RNA of Eurypyga helias (sunbittern), 786 nucleotides long. Its product is annotated as transcription factor HES-5-like. Gene Ontology annotation, biological process: regulation of transcription by RNA polymerase II; regulation of neurogenesis; anterior/posterior pattern specification. Gene Ontology annotation, molecular function: DNA-binding transcription factor activity, RNA polymerase II-specific; protein dimerization activity; RNA polymerase II cis-regulatory region sequence-specific DNA binding. The transcript has 3 exons. NCBI's taxonomy places the organism in Eukaryota, Metazoa, Chordata, Aves, Eurypygiformes, Eurypygidae. Gene Ontology annotation, cellular component: nucleus. The record is from RefSeq and is a predicted model, not a curated record. The coding region runs from base 17 to 487 and encodes 156 amino acids.